AUGUCGCCGGACUCGCCCAUCGAUCCUUCCGAACUGGAUACUACCACAUCAAAGAAGACAGUCUCGAAAUCAUUGCCAAAUGGCAAUGCCACAUCUUCGACUCCUACGACUGCGACUGGCCCCGGCGGCACGCCUUUAAAACCCGGCGUUAAGCUUCCUGCCCGCGUCGACGUCGAGAAUAUAUACAUAUCACUUCGAGAAUCCCUAGGCGACGAUUGGGGAACUUACAGCGAUGCCGUUCGCUCCUUCUUUCGCGGUCUUACAAACCGCACUGAGCUAUCACGUAUUAUCGAUCCUCUCCUCCAAAAGCCCGAAACGCAGCGUCUCCACAAUCAAUUCUUCCUGUCGGUACACGUCAAUGCCAGCCGUGAACCCCCCGAAGGAGAUGUCGCAACAUGGGUGUCGCAUCAAGGCAAGACCUCGUCUGUUCCCAAAACGACCACAGGCGAUGCCUACGAACGGCGUCUCAAAAAGGAAAUCAUGGCGAUACCUGCUAGAGACCGACGACGAAUGAAAGAGAUACCGGAGGUUCCCGAUGACAUCCCUUCAACUCUAACUCGGCAUUAUACCGCCAAGCAAAUACGCAAUUUCGAUACCUCUGCACCACCCGUCUCAGCUGGCCCCAACAAAAACUGGCAAAACGAAGUCUCGAACGCAUAUCAGUCUUCAUUAGCCGUCGAAAGUGGGGAGUAUAUCGAUGUGGAAACAAUACAAGCGCGGUGCAUUCCAAUUUGUUACGAAGAAGGAAUAAGUAGCGGGGUGUCCGAGGAAACUGCCCGGUUUAUCGGUCUCGCUACGGAUUUCUUUGUAAAAGAUGUCUUAACGACACUUAUAGACAGAGUACGGCUUGACAGUCGGAAGGUGAUAAAAGAAGACGAUGCAGCAAUAAAAAGCCGGGCGAAGAUUGUGGAGAAGGUCGGAGGCACGAUUUCGAUGGAGCAUUUGAAACUAUCAGUGAGCCUUAGUGAUAACCUGAUACGGCAGAUGCCGUUGAGUGUGUACUCGAUCAUGUCAGGUGUGAAUCAGUAUGAUAGAGAGGAUGAUGAUGAGGAGAACACUGAUGGGAGGGCUGGGAAGAGAGUUAAGCUAGAUAGUGGGACUUCCGACCAUAUGGAUAUUGACGGAGGGGUGCCGGAUACUGCCAUUAAAUGGGAGAACCCCGCGAGCAGAUUUAUCAUGGAAUGUUUGUCGGGUCACUGA
Orbilia oligospora ATCC 24927 is the source of this 1200-nucleotide messenger RNA. RefSeq lists its product as uncharacterized. The record is from RefSeq and is a predicted model, not a curated record. Gene Ontology annotation, cellular component: SAGA complex. Gene Ontology annotation, molecular function: transcription coactivator activity. Lineage: Eukaryota; Fungi; Ascomycota; Orbiliomycetes; Orbiliales; Orbiliaceae. Gene Ontology annotation, biological process: regulation of transcription by RNA polymerase II. Bases 1 to 1200 code for a protein of 399 amino acids. The transcript is spliced from 3 exons.